GAAGCUCUCCCAAUUUAUUCAUCAUAUACCUAGUAUCUGCCGACUACCCCCAAAUCCACAAAUAUCCUUCGAAUUACCUCGAACAUGGCAGAUAAUUCUCUCAAAACCCUCUUCAGCUCAGCAGAGCGCCAAAGGCUUGCUAUCGAAUCAUCGUGGGAAACAAAUACAGAAAAAUAUCAGGACGAUGUUGCAAGUGCGCUCACGGCAUACCAGGAAUGUCGGCAGCUUGCAGACAGACUUGCAUUAUUCAGUCCAAACGAAACUUUAGAAGACAUCAAUUCCAGCGAUAUACAAUACUUGGUCAUUCCUUACAGGAUCGCAGAUUUGGGCCAACGGCUUUCCACAAAUACUAGCGAUCGAAAAGUAAUUUUGCAAGAGGCCAAAAAAUGUUACGAAGCAUUUUUAACUCAACUAGGAUAUUAUGAGAUGCUAUCUACUGCAGAAAAGAAGUUGUAUGCUGAAUAUCAAGAAUCGCCAUCUACAUUCUCAACCAUUUCUACCACAGAUCCAACUGCAAGAAGGAAUGUAAAAAUCGCAAAUUUUAAGAUGGAGAAGGAACUCAAAAAGAAGCUGGAUUUUCUGGCAGCAAAUCCAGCCUAUCUACAAAACGACGAAGAUGCCAUUCGCGAGUUAGAAAUUGCCAAGCUAUCCUUGUGUUCGCACAAUGCCUUUCAAUCGCUCGAAUCCAUCAACCGCGAACUCGAGAUCUUGGCUAUGGCACCUGUGGGACCACAAGUUCCCCAAGGUCAGCAAUCAGACGACAGAGAACGAAUAGGAGGUUUACGCGGACCGGACGCAGGAUACUCGGAUCGCUUAGACAUGAGAGACAUAACUACAAACAACAAAGGGCCAAUCUUGAGUACUGGAGGGAAACCAUUACGGCCCUUUACUCUACUAGAAAGUAGACAAGCGUUACAAAAGGGUGUAUUCAGACCAGGGCACAAUCUACCAACCAUGACGAUAGAUGAAUAUCUGGAAGAAGAGAGAGCGAGAGGUGGUAUAAUUGAAGGUGGUGGGGAGGCAAGUGGUAUUAUACCUGACAUUGAUCCUGAUGAUUUUGAGAAAAUGGACGAGGAGACCGAAAAGGCUAGAAGGUGGGAUGAAUUCACGGAGGAUAAUCCAAAGGGCGCUGGAAAUACUUUAAAUAGAGGAUAGACUAAUGAUUAAUGAAUAAUGUGACACCAGUCAAGCCAGUCAUCGACAACUCUGUUUUCGUCUUUCUGCCAGGCGGAGAUAUUGGGAAAUCAUGCAUCUGCACUCGGUUUGCAAUCACAUCCAGUUUCAUGCUGGGUGAUCAUGCAGUUCUGACACAGGAUUUUGCCAAUUGAUUACCGGCAAUACCCUACUUGUUAUGAUAACUCCAUGGGUGGAGAUUUACCAGAGAACAAUUUCA
Messenger RNA from Botrytis cinerea B05.10, 1393 nucleotides. RefSeq lists its product as hypothetical. Lineage: Eukaryota; Fungi; Ascomycota; Leotiomycetes; Helotiales; Sclerotiniaceae. Gene Ontology annotation, biological process: regulation of dephosphorylation; regulation of signal transduction. The transcript has 4 exons. Gene Ontology annotation, cellular component: cytosol. The coding region runs from base 85 to 1155 and encodes 356 amino acids. The record is from RefSeq and is a predicted model, not a curated record. Gene Ontology annotation, molecular function: protein phosphatase 2A binding.